AUGGAUGAGUGCAAGGCCACAGCAAGUCCGGUCGAUUUGAGCACUCGGCUUGUCGCAAGCACCGAAGCGGCCAAGAUCGACGUUCCGUUUCGUGAAGCUGUGGGAGCUUUGAUGCACUUGACGACUGCGACGCGCCCGGACAUUGCGUAUGCUGUGGGGUACGUCUCGCGCUUCAUGGAGAAUCCGCAGCAAGAACAUUGGACGGCGGUGAAGCGCAUCUUUCGUUACUUGCAAGGGACCAAGUCGCACGGACUCCGCUUCCAGCCAAGCGACAAGAUCGACUUUCGUGGCUACUCGGACGCGGACUGGGCCGGCGACCACACUGAUCGCAAGUCGACUUCGGGUUACACUUUCAUGCUGAUGGGUGCUCCUGUGAGUUGGGGAAGCAAGAAGCAGUCAAGUGUGUCGCUGUCGACGAGUGAAGCGGAAUACAUCGCACUGAGUCUGGCCAUCCAGGAAGGCAAGUGGGUGCAUCGCCUGCUAUGCGAGAUUUUGGCGGCCGCAAACGAACCAGGACCGGACCUCGUCAUCCGUGAAAACAACCAGUCGUGCAUCAAGAUGACGAAGAAUCCGGUGAAUCAUGGCCGCGCCAAGCACAUCGACAUCAAGUACCAUCACAUCCGUGAUGAGGUCAAGCGCGGUGAAGUGCAGCUCGAGUAUUGCGAGACUUCCGUGAUGAUGGCGGACAUCAUGACCAAUGGACUUUCGGAACCUCGCCACAAGGACUUGACGACGGCUCUCGGCAUUCGUGCGAGUUCGGAUUGA
Peronospora matthiolae is the source of this 765-nucleotide messenger RNA. NCBI's taxonomy places the organism in Eukaryota, Oomycota, Peronosporomycetes, Peronosporales, Peronosporaceae. The record is from the annotation of a GenBank genome assembly.